AUGGAACAGCAGACCUCGACUUCAACGGUAACAGUCGAGUACUUCGAUCCCCACGAUGUUUACAAGCUCCUGGCCCCGGGGCUAGUCCCCCGCCUACCCCUUCAUAACCUGCACUGGCAGUCUCACUCCGGGCCGCUUCGAUCAAUCGAUACGCUGCACGUUGAGCUGGUUCGGGGAAGUCUCGAAGUCCCAGAAGCUACGCUAUCUCCCACAGCGCGACGGUCUGGUAGCGUCCCGAGGGUUGAGGAUGUCUUGCGGUCACGGAGUGUUAGUGUCUCUACGGACUCGGGCAGAGCUCGCGCGCCGUCUCUUCGCUCGAAAGCAAGUGGUAAUCUACGACGACAUCAGAUCCCAGGACUUCGACGAACGCCAUACCUCAAGCUCCUUCUAGUUCGAUGCGACGACAACGACUCUUACAAGAACUCGGUACGGGCCGAGGUCCGAGAAUGGGUCAGGAACCAUACUGCGCCAGCGACGUCUUCAAAGAAGGGGAGUGGCCAAGAGAAUCAUGAUGCGUUUGAGUGGCUUAUUGUGCAUGUUGUCAUCCCCAACACCGCAGCGUCGACUCAGCCCAGAAGUAGCGGGAAGUCGGACAGCACGGAGAAGACUACAACGUCGAGAUGGCGGACAGGGACAACCCCCUUAUUGGAGAAGCUUCGAUCCGAUUUCAACACAGCGACCAAGGGCGCCCAAGAUCGUGUCACGCAGAUUAGAAUCGGGAUCAACGACGUGCCAUACGACCUUUUACCUAGAGUGGUUCCAGCUGUGCCAUCGGGCUACAACGAGACGGAACAAGAUGCCGAGAAUGCUUGGAAUGAUUUGAUAGGGAAGAUCAAAAGCCAAAUUCUGACCUCAUUCGACAUGCGAGUGACCCAGUACGAAGAGGAUAUUCGAGAAAAGGACGCCCAACGAACUCUUCCUGGCUGGAACUUUUGCACAUUCUUCAUUCUCAAAGAAGGUUUGGCGAGAGGCUUCGAGAGCGUUGGUCUUGUCGAAGAUGCGCUUGUGGGGUAUGAUGAACUUAACGUUGGUCUGGAUACUGUUAUACAUGAGCAGCUCGAAACAGGCUCGCCGGAGAGACACGGUGGCGAAAUGGCGGCUUUCACGGAAGAGCUCAGAGACAUCGCAGAGCGAGCAUUAGAAGCUGUUACUAAAGAUAGUAGCGACGAGGAAGGCGGUGAUACUGAAUCGAACGCCGCAGGACCUCGCUUUGGAGAGAUUGCAAUCAGUUCGACCACAAAGGCAUACCGAGACAUGAUCCUUGCGAACAAGGUUUCCAUCUUCGAUUUUAGAUGCUACAUCUUUUCUCGCCAGGUCGCCCUGCUUCUAAGACUAGGAAACGCGUUAUCCUCCAAAGAGGAGCUAAUUGCGAUGCUCAAGACCCAACAGAAGGAUAUUCUCUAUGGCGAAGCACCUUUAGCAAUGCCACCGCCGAACCAAAAAGACGAACCGGAGAAUCUCAUCACUUUUGCCGACAUAUGCCAGCGGACAUUGCAGUUUAUUCCAUCAGUAUCGCAGAUAUUGCGACAAGAUAUCAUUGUGGGAUUAACAGCAAACAAAACGCCAAGCAAAAAAGCGCCAAGGUUGAGCCCCCAAGCGGAAGAAACAAUAGAUAAUAUGGUGGCCUCGUUUGCCUUUUCUGUCGCUCAGCAGAUCCUUGCUCAGACCUCUACAAAAGCACUUCCAAUUCCGCCCUCUUCGCUAUCUUAUGGAGAUGGACUCGAGCCAAAAUCCUCCAUCCCAGAGCCUAAGACGAUGAUCCAUCCGGCUCGCAACUCGUCGCUCUCACCAAGAUCAGGAAUACCGCCGCCUCCACUUAGCCCAAGCUUCUUUCCCGGGCCUGGUAGGCAAUUACCAGCCGGGGGCGACGCAAAGGGCCCGAAUGGUUUUCUCAAAACCGGCUUGGAAGAUUUGGCGGCUCGACGAGCCGAGUUGUACAUGCUAUCUAGAAGCAUCCUGUCGAGCCUCGGCAAGAAGCGCAGCUGGAGUGACGGCUGGGAUGAAGCCCCCUUGAUUCGGGGAAUUGGUAUUGAUGACAUGGAAGACGUCAAUCUGGAUGAAGAUGAGCGUGAUGGUGAAUCUGAAAACACCUCGCCAAAGAGCGCUUAUUCACCGCUGAUGUCUGGUAUUGACAACACUGUGCUGCGGACUGCAGUCGACAACAAGGACGAUUUCUAUCGACUGUUUGAGAUCCUUACAGAUAAAGCCAUGCGCCACUACACCGUUGCCAACCAUGAUCACGCAGUUCACUCAAGCUUGGCUGAUUUGGCUGUAUUGAAAGUUCACCUGAAAGACUACAAGGCUGCUUCAUCUUUCUUUUCUGUCACUACGCCAUUCUUUGGAGAGAGCGGCUGGAGCUUGCUUGAGCUGUCUAUGCUUAUCAUGUACUGCCAGUGCCUGGAUGAUGUGAAUCCACAAGGCGAGCAUGUCGGCGUGGCCUUGAAACUUUUAACUAAAUACUGCUCUGCAGAGAAGGAACGACUUCAGAAAAAAUCAGGAUUCAGUAGCUUCUCAAGGGACAAGACAUAUCCUGAUGCUUGGCCAGUCACUGGAAUUGUAGAAAAGCUUACGAAUCUGGCCAAGUCGUUGUCAAAAGAAGUCAAGGUUCCCUUUGAGAGCUUCUUCACCGACGUGGAGAUUAGCGGGUUUCCAGAGUAUGAGGACAAUCAAGACGGCUGCUCUCUGAAUAUUAGUAUUAGGAGCCUACUGCCUGAAGAUAUUUCUUUUGACGCGGCGAAAUUGCGAAUAACUUCUGUUGAUGAGGGGCCAAGCAGAGAGCGCAUGUUUGAGGCGGCAGCUGGCUCAACUAUUACACUGAAACCGGGAAAGAAUAAGAUACGGUUGGACUGCAAAUCUGUGACGGCGGGACGUUACAAGAUAGAUCGAGUGGUCCUUUCGUCGAAGAAUAUUAUGCUGCACUUUGAGCGUGAUGUGAACGCUUCUUCGUCCAGCACAACAGAUAUCCUGAAACAUGCCGAUGUUAUGCUCUUCCAGCGUACCGGCACAUUCGACGUCCUCAUGUCGGCUACUAAACAAACGUCACUAGACAAAAACAACUCCCUUGACCUAGCAAUACAUGCAGGGUGGAAUUCUAUCAAGAAUUGCGAGAUUCGAGUGAAGCCGGCAACAGGGGGUCUACGCUUUUUGACAACAGAAGCAACGAUCCUGGACUCUUCAGCAGAAUUUGCCAAACCACCUGAAGCUGGCGUGUUUUGUUUCGAUGCCAUUGCUGCCAACACUGUGGUGACAGUGCGAUUCCCGUACUCUGUCGAGCAGGACGUUGCAGAUGUUGUUGCCAAAAUCGAAGUUACAUACGUAACGGAAGCCGAUGAUACGUUUCGACUGGCCAAGUCCUUAUCAGUGCCUGUGUCCUUGGCAGUUGGCGUUAAUGUCCAAGAUGUUUUCAAGCACCAGGCGCUUUUCUCUCGGUUUAAUAUUUCUACAGCAUCAUCCAGCCCACUACGGUUAUAUAACAGUGAGCUCCUAGGUUCAGAUCUCUUUGAGUCUACGUUUGGCGUUGCUCCAGCAAAUCCCGUCGUCAUAUUCAACAAGCAACCCGCAAGUCUACUGUUUAAAGUAAAGAGGAAAGAGGGGGCGAAGCCAAACAGUAAGGGCGGUAGGACCAUGUACCUGAAGCUUGACUACAGCCUUUUGGACGUUGAGAUGGAGCAAUUGAUGAGGCACUCUCUAACGACAGCUUUUGAGGCAAGUCCCCUAGCUCAGUAUUCCAAGCUAGUCAUUUCAACAGUUUGGAGCGAGUUCAAGAGCAAGCUGGUGCCACGAGACUUUGAGCAAGCUACUAUCAAGGGUGAGAUGACAACCGAAAGCUUGAAAGGUGUGGCAUGGGAGAAACACUUUGCUGGGAUCGGCGGGGCUCCAGGGGCUAGCGAGCAUGCAACCGAACAGUUAUCAGCACUUCUUCGGGCUUGGCAAAAGGACAACAGCCGUCUUGCCAUACCAUCGAGCGGUACAGUUGACAAGUCAUCGAUUCUCAUUCCGGUAGAGAUUCCGGCUCUGCCAGUUCUCCACACGGCAGACAUUCACCUGCAGAGCCUCAUCCCCAGUCCCGUACCCAGCAAUGCAGGCGGGGGGCUCCCAACGGUGUGUACGAAUCAGAUGCUCCCGGCAACUCUACACCUCAAGUGGACGCGGAUCUGGGACAACGACUCGUCUGUGCGUGACGACCAAGAAUUCAGUUAUGAGGUCACGGCGCCGGCGGAUACAUGGCUGCUGGGCGGACGUCGAAAAGGUCAUUUCGUGAUCCCGGGGCCAUCAGCGUCAUCACCAGCGGAGACCAUGACGUCAACACCAGAGACGGAGGCUGAGAUUCCACUCAUCAUGAUUCCUCUGCGCGAAGGCUGGCUCCCCUAUCCGCUUAUCGACAUCAGAGAGGUCGUCAACACAGAAGGGGAUAGCAGCGGUGGUUCAGUCGGUGGUCAGGCCAUGAUGGCUCCAGGAUGCGAGGUGGACUUACGGAAUCUGGGCGAGACGGUGCGAGUGGUAGGGGAUAGGAGCGGCAUGACGGUGAGCCUUGACGCGAGCGGCCCCGGAGGGGGCCCGUUGGUGUUUGAAAGCGAACGGUUGGCUGGGUUCAAGGGGAAAAUCGUCGAGUGA
This is a messenger RNA of Trichoderma gamsii, 4614 nucleotides long. RefSeq lists its product as hypothetical. Bases 1 to 4614 code for a protein of 1537 amino acids. The record is from RefSeq and is a predicted model, not a curated record. Gene Ontology annotation, biological process: early endosome to Golgi transport; intra-Golgi vesicle-mediated transport. The transcript is spliced from 3 exons. Gene Ontology annotation, cellular component: TRAPPII protein complex. Lineage: Eukaryota; Fungi; Ascomycota; Sordariomycetes; Hypocreales; Hypocreaceae.